Coregonus sp. 'balchen' is the source of this 2412-nucleotide messenger RNA. The record is from the annotation of a GenBank genome assembly. NCBI's taxonomy places the organism in Eukaryota, Metazoa, Chordata, Actinopteri, Salmoniformes, Salmonidae.
GUCCUACAAGCUGAAGAAGAAAAGGCGAAACAAUUCCGGUGCCGAGUCGACAGUGUUGCCCUGACAAAAUGCUUGCCCGGUUGUCACGCGUUGGGCCUGCCUUGACCCGUUUUCGCACAAAUCCAGCGUGUGGGAUUCGGUUCGUAUCGCAAUCUCCACCCUCGGGUGCUGCUGGUUCGGCCACUGUGUCGGAUUUGCAGCCCUCGCAUGCCAAGGAAAGUCAUGGACACGCAGAGGUCAGCGCGUUCGAGAAGGUGAGUUGGUUCUGAAUCGAAACUGAAAUACCCGUCGCUAGCUAGCCAGCUCAUAUCUGGUAUUAUUUACAAUAUUUUUCACAUUCAAUGUAGUUUUUGACAUAACGAUACACAUUCCUUCAGUCAAACAUAGUGGCUAAAUACAUUGCUAUCUGCACUCCGAGGUAGCUAACACUAGCUAGCUAACGUUAACACAUUGUUUACAAUCCAGUGUAUCAUGAAACCAUAAUAAAUCGCUCAAUCUCUACAGAAUCGAGAUUAUCAUGGGUUCUCUCAAGAUCCUGUCGUUGACGAGUGGAACAUGAGGAUGGCCUUCUUCUUUGGCAUCUCUAUGGCGAUUGUGGUUGGGGGUACCUUCAUCCACUACUUGCCAGACCAUGGGUAUGUUUAAGCACACUGCACAUCCCUCUUUGUUACUUGCUGUGGCUUGCUCUUCAUCACUUGCUGGAACAGGUGCACAAAGAGUAAGUGACAACUGAAAAACCGAGCUACAUGAUAGCUUUGACACCAUGCUGUUUUAAAUGCUGUUUGGGAGAAAUAGGCCUACCCACAAGGGCCGAUCUAGGCGUUGCCUUACUGCAAAGUACACUGAACAAAAAUAUAAAUGCAACAUACAACAAUUUCAAAGAUUUUACUGAGAUACAGUUCAUAUAAGGAAAUCAGUCAAUUGAAAUAAAUUCAUUAGGCCCUAAUCUAUGUAAUUCACAUGACUGGGAAUAAAGAUAUGCAUCUGUUGGUCACAGAUAUGUACCUUUUGAAAAAAAGGUAGGGGCGUGGAUCAUAAAACCAGUCGGUAUCUGUUGUGAUCACCAUUUGCCUCAUGCAGUGCAACACAUUUCCUUUGCAUAGAGUUGAUUGUGGCCUGUGGAAUGUUGUCUCACUCCUCUUCAAUGGCUGUGUGAAGUUGCUAGAUAUUGGUGGGAACUGGAACACGCUGUCCAGAGCAUCCCAAAGAUGCUCAAUGGGUGACAUUUCUGGUGAGUAUGCAGGCUAUGGAAGAACUGGGACAUUUUCAGCUUCCAGGAAUUGUGUGCAGAUCCUUGAGUCAUGGGGCCGUGCAUUAUCAUGCUGAAACAUGAUGGCGGCAGAUGAAUGGCACAACAAUGGGCCAGGAUCUCGUCACGGUAUCUCUGUGGAUUCAAAUUGCCAUUGAUAAAAUGCAAUUGUGUUCGUUGUCCGAAGCUUAUGCCUGCCCAUACCAUAACCCCACCGCCACCAUGAGGCACUCUGUUCACAACGUUGACAUCAGCAAACCACUCGCCCACACGACUUAUCCAGAGCGACUUACAGUAGUGAGUGCAUACUUUUUUCUUACUGGUCCCCCAUGGGAAUCGAACCCACAACCCUGCCGUUGCAAGACCAUGCGCUACCAGCUGAGCUACACGGGACAAUAAGCUGUAUUACAAUGGACUGAUGGAACUAUGGAUAGUAGACCAGUCGAUUCCACUUGCACAAGUCAAUGCUGUGUUUCUGGACUCCAAAAAUGACAAAGGUGCAUAUAGAUAUCGGAAUUCAGAUAUGACGUCAUUGUUUUAGCACUAUGUACUGAGUUUUUAAACAAUGGCGCGUGACAUGGUUCAAUACACUGAUAAAUCAGCACAAUCUACUUUUUCGUUUUUUAAAAUUGACGGCAUCUUGGAGCUAAAAUGGUGAUAAUGUAUACUGUGCUAAUGACAAUAAAAAAAAAAAUGGUAACGGAGAUCAAUGUACACUACGGCGAACUUAGCCAACAAGGCAUUUGUGGUACAUGCGUGGGGGCCAACAUUUUUAUGCACCUCCGCUAUUGUUACUGUUGUCUGCACCUCUAAACAAGUAUCCAAGACACACACACAAACACCUCUUAUGUGCUUGAUUGAAUUGAUCAUCACAAACACAAUCAUUGAUCAUUAGUCUUUUUGACCUGUCUUUUUCUAACCAGUAUGAGGCAGUGGGCCAGGAGGGAAGCAGAAAGGUUGAUCACACAGAGAGAGGCUGCAGGUCUUCCUCUUAUGGAGGAGAACUACUAUGACCCAAGCAAGAUUGUGCUACCAGGAGCCGGAGAGGAGUAGGAUGUACUAUAAGGAGCUGUUCACUGAAAAUGUUUUUCUCUUUGACUGUUUAUUUCUCAUCAGUAUAAUGUAAUAAAAAAUGUAUACCACACUAUUGAUCAUUCUUUUGU